This is a messenger RNA of Caenorhabditis elegans, 1519 nucleotides long. RefSeq names its product C2H2-type domain-containing protein (gene rcat-1). The record is from RefSeq and is marked reviewed. The transcript has 7 exons. The coding region runs from base 4 to 1443 and encodes 479 amino acids. NCBI's taxonomy places the organism in Eukaryota, Metazoa, Nematoda, Chromadorea, Rhabditida, Rhabditidae.
GAAAUGACCACAAAUCCUAUCGAACUCGAGUCCUGCAUUAUUGAUCAGAUACGAUGCCCAGAAUGCGCCCUAACAUGUCUACAAAAGAAUAUCUAUCGUCACAUGACACAGAUUCAUAAUUGGACAACUGAAGAUUGUCAGGAACUGAUUGCCGCUAUAAAAUCUGAAAAAAAGAGCCGAGCAUCUAGCACAUCGUUUGUUUGCUGCCACUGUAGGAUGAUAUUUCGAAGUGUCAAGCAUCUGGUUCAGCAUAAAAAGAUGUGCACUGAACAACCGCAACAUGACAACGAGCAUCUUGAUGUUUAUAUAGAUGAAAUGAUUGUUGAAGGAGAAGAAGAAGUUGUUGGAAUCAAUGAAUAUGAUAUCAAUGAAACUAAAGAAUCUACACAAAAACCAUCCACAUCAUCUGGAGAUAGUUUCGAGAUGAAUAUUCCGCCACAUCGACAAGCUUCUCGUCCAAUCCAGCCACAUCAUUUAACGCAGGAAUGCCAAAUUGCCACCAUUAUUGAAAAACCUUCAAAAUUCUCGUUAAUGCAACUACCAGGAAAAUAUCGUGGAUGUAAUUUAAAAUGUCCCGAAUGUUCGAGUACAUCAGAGUCGUUGGAUGAAUUUUUACUGCAUUGCCGUCAAGAACACAUGUCCCAUGAUCAGAAGUUUAAUUUAGAACGAGAGUUUUUCCAAUCAAGAGACCAGUUUAAGGAAUGGUUCGAUCAGAGACAGGAGGACACAUGUACAUCGUUGACAAAACGUACAGGACAUGCUGGAGAAACACUUUAUAGGUGUCAUCGUGUCGGAAAGUAUCAAAGUGUCGCAAAAUCCAGGAAAUCGAAUCCCAGGAAGAUUGACCAGACUUGUACAGCAUAUUUGAAAGUCACAACAGAAGAGGACGGUUCAACUUGGGCAACUGGAUGCUUUACUCAUAUCGGACAUGAUCUUGAUCACAAACUUCUAUGGCUCACCGAAUCUCAGGAAAAAUAUGUUCGUGAGCUAAUUGACUUGGGAUGGACUUCUGAUCAGAUCUUCUUCUUUAUUCGGAAUGAGUACAAGGACUACGAGUGUAAAUUAAAAUAUAUCUCAAAGAAUGAUAUUAGAAAUAUCACAGUUCGGUACAAUAGAGAACGGGAGAAGCUUGGUUUUUUAACGGACACUGCAAAAUCUUCUGCGAUUCCGAUUAGUUUGAAAGAGCGGCGAGCCGUUGCUGCAGAUAGUACGAAAGAACCGAGAGAAGAAGAUGAUGAUGAGGUUAAGGCGAAAAUUCCAAGGAUGCAAAGCAAACCUGAUAACAUUGAAAAGGCAACUACUUCAGAAAAUAAUUCUGCAAAACAUCGCGAACAAGUUGUGGAUUCAGAAACUGCGGAAGAAGAUGAAUAUAUCAACGUAGUUGAUGUGGAUACGAUGCCACCAAACGAUGCUGGAAAAAUCACAAUUGGCUUAAAUUUUUAGUCGAUUUAAUACAUUUUUGCGAUAUUAAAUAUGUUGUUCUUGUUAUUUAUUCAUAUCAUGAAAGUUUAUUAGAUAA